AUGGCGAAAAGCACGGCCAUCGGCAUCGAUCUGGGCACCACCUACUCUUGCGUGGGGGUGUUCCAGCACGGUAAGGUGGAGAUCAUCGCCAACGAUCAGGGCAACCGCACCACCCCCAGCUACGUGGCUUUCACGGACACCGAGCGGCUCAUCGGCGAUGCGGCCAAGAACCAGGUGGCGCUGAACCCGCAGAACACCGUGUUCGACGCGAAGCGGCUGAUCGGCCGCAAGUUCGGCGACCCGGUGGUGCAGUCGGACAUGAAGCACUGGCCCUUCCGGGUGAUCAACGACGGAGACAAGCCCAAGGUGCAAGUGAGCUACAAGGGGGAGACCAAGGCGUUCUACCCCGAGGAGAUCUCAUCCAUGGUGCUGACCAAGAUGAAGGAGAUCGCCGAGGCGUACCUGGGCCACCCGGUGACCAACGCGGUGAUCACCGUGCCGGCCUACUUCAACGACUCGCAGCGCCAGGCCACCAAGGAUGCGGGGGUGAUCGCGGGGCUGAACGUGCUGAGGAUCAUCAACGAGCCCACGGCCGCCGCCAUCGCCUACGGUCUGGACCGGACUGGCAAGGGGGAGCGCAACGUGCUCAUCUUUGAUCUGGGCGGGGGCACGUUCGACGUGUCCAUCCUGACGAUCGACGAUGGCAUCUUCGAGGUGAAGGCCACGGCCGGGGACACCCACCUGGGUGGGGAGGACUUCGACAACAGGCUGGUGAACCACUUCGUGGAGGAGUUCAAGAGGAAGCACAAGAAGGACAUCAGCCAGAACAAGCGGGCCGUGAGGCGACUGCGCACCGCCUGCGAGAGGGCCAAGAGGACCCUGUCGUCCAGCACCCAGGCCAGCCUGGAGAUCGACUCCCUGUUCGAGGGCAUCGACUUCUACACGUCCAUCACCAGGGCGCGGUUCGAGGAGCUGUGCUCGGACCUGUUCCGGAGCACCCUGGAGCCCGUGGAGAAGGCCCUGCGUGACGCCAAGCUGGACAAGGCCCAGAUCCACGACCUGGUGCUGGUGGGGGGCUCCACCCGCAUCCCCAAGGUGCAGAAGCUGCUGCAGGACUUCUUCAACGGGCGUGACCUCAACAAGAGCAUCAACCCUGACGAGGCGGUGGCCUACGGGGCGGCGGUGCAGGCGGCCAUCCUGAUGGGGGACAAGUCCGAGAACGUGCAGGACCUGCUGCUGCUGGACGUGGCUCCGCUGUCGCUGGGGCUGGAGACGGCUGGGGGCGUGAUGACUGCCCUGAUCAAGCGCAACUCCACCAUCCCCACCAAGCAGACGCAGAUCUUCACCACGUAUUCGGACAACCAGCCGGGCGUGCUGAUCCAGGUGUACGAGGGCGAGAGGGCCAUGACGCGGGACAACAACCUGCUGGGGCGCUUCGAGCUGAGCGGCAUCCCACCGGCGCCCAGGGGAGUGCCCCAGAUCGAGGUGACCUUCGACAUCGACGCCAAUGGCAUCCUGAACGUCACGGCCACGGACAAGAGCACGGGCAAGGCCAACAAGAUCACCAUCACCAACGACAAGGGCCGGCUGAGCAAGGAGGAGAUCGAGCGCAUGGUGCAGGAGGCGGAGAAGUACAAAGCUGAGGACGAGGUCCAGCGCGAGAGGGUGUCUGCCAAGAACGCCCUGGAGUCGUACGCCUUCAACAUGAAGAGCGCCGUGGAGGAUGAGGGGCUGAAGGGCAAGAUCAGCGAGGCGGACAAGAAGAAGGUGCUGGACAAGUGCCAGGAGGUGAUUUCCUGGCUGGACGCCAACACGUUGGCGGAGAAGGACGAGUUUGAGCACAAGAGGAAGGAGCUGGAGCAGGUGUGUAACCCCAUCAUCAGCGGACUGUACCAGGGGGCGGGCGGCCCCGGGGCUGGCGGCUUUGGGGCUCAGGCCCCUAAAGGGGGCGCUGGGUCUGGCCCCACCAUUGAGGAGGUGGAUUAG
Hippopotamus amphibius kiboko is the source of this 1926-nucleotide messenger RNA. RefSeq names its product heat shock 70 kDa protein 1B. Bases 1 to 1926 code for a protein of 641 amino acids. Gene Ontology annotation, biological process: protein refolding; cellular response to unfolded protein; positive regulation of proteasomal ubiquitin-dependent protein catabolic process. The transcript has a single exon. Gene Ontology annotation, molecular function: ATP binding; heat shock protein binding; ubiquitin protein ligase binding. The record is from RefSeq and is a predicted model, not a curated record. Gene Ontology annotation, cellular component: vesicle; blood microparticle; cytoplasm. Lineage: Eukaryota; Metazoa; Chordata; Mammalia; Artiodactyla; Hippopotamidae.